AUGGACCAACUCAAGACCAAUGAAACUUUAAAACUAUUCUAUAGCCAUGGUAGAAAAAUCCUCCCUCAUCACACUGACGACAAUCUCCGUUACCUCGAUGACCUCAAACGUGUUCUUGCCGCCGAUGCCUUCAUUUCCUUUGCAGUUUCAUGUGGCUACUCUGUAGAUUUGAGGUGUCAAUUGCCAGACAAAGGUGUUCAGAACACCAACGUCGGUGGUGAUUGCGAGAAGAAAUAA
This is a messenger RNA of Prunus armeniaca (apricot), 237 nucleotides long. Lineage: Eukaryota; Viridiplantae; Streptophyta; Magnoliopsida; Rosales; Rosaceae. The record is from the annotation of a GenBank genome assembly.